AUGCUUAAAGACUGUCUUGAGGGGGCGGAAAAGAGACAAACAUACACGAUCCACAUCCCUAAACCAAGUAGUUCAAAGGUCACCGCGGAUCCAGAUACAAACUAUGAUCUUACCAAACCCGCAAAUGAUAUUUCCAAAACCAACAAUCACAAUAUAAAGGAUUUUUGGACGCUAUCAUUGCACGAACAAAAAAAAAUAUUGGACGGAGUAGUUAAGGUGACAGAAGCGCAGUACAGGGAGACAAGGGAAAAAAAUGGUAUUCGGGCCACAGCUUAUAAAAUAUUAAACUCGGCACUGUCUUUUCAAGACAUUGUCAUUAACAUUGCGAAAUUUGAUCCGACCAGGUACGCUUCCAGUGCUUGGGCGAUAAACCAUGCAGACCUCAAGAAGGCUCUAUUUGACUCAUUAGAAUACCUGGCGGAUUUGCUGGCUCAUUGUGCCUUUAUCAAAGAACAGUUUUAUAGAGGUAGAGACCCUCUAGUCUUAAACAAGCACCUGCACCGAAAAGAGAAAGCAGAGACUAUUCUGACUUAUCUCAAUAAAUUGAUGAUGAAUGUCCAAAAAUUGCACAAUACAGUUAAGAUAUUAAAUCUUCCUUUUGCCAGCAGCGCAUUUUUUGACUUCUUUGAGAAUCAACAUGAGGAUAAAUGCCUUCAGAGAACAUCCAGUGACAGAUAUAUAUUCUGGCUGAGCAGAAUAGCAGGCACUGGCAAGUCCACCAUAGCAAGGACAGUGGCCCGAUUCUUUAACAAGAAAAACAUCCUCAGAGCAAGCUUCUUUUUUAAAAGAGAUGAGGAAGAUCGGGGCUCGACUGUAAAAUCUUUCCCUAUGAUUAUAAAGCAACUGCCAGUCUAUAUUCUAGAAAUAAAUAUAGGCAUUCAGAAGGCCAUUAAGGAAGACCCUGCAAUUUCAGAUAAGGGACAGUUGUAUGCUUCUAUAGUGGUUAUAAUCGACGCCCUAGAUAAGUGCGAGCAGAUGGAAGAUAUCGAGAUUAUCCUUAAUCUUUUACCUAAGAAUACCAUCCUGCAGAAUCUGGAUGAUGAUAUGAUAAAGCAUGACAUCAUUCUGUACCUUAGAGAAGAAUUUCGCAGAAUCAGGCAGAAGUGCCAUAAUGAGGAAAGAAUCGAAGCCUUAGCAACGAUGGCUGUUCCGCUCUUCAUCUUUGCAGCCACGGAGUUUUUCACGGAUUCGUCGGGAUCCAAGAUGGAUAAGACAUACCGACCGAUUUUGAAUCAACUCCUCACUGAGAAUGAAAGCGACACUGACAAGCUGAUCGAAGAAUUCCAGAAAAUCAUCGGUGUGAUUAUUCUUCUUGCUACUCCACUCUCAUCGAGUGCUCUCACGGAACUUGUUGAGCGUACAAAGACCCAAGGGCCCACUUCAAAGUUCUGGGUGGAUAAAAAGGAGAAGCACGAGUUCAUAAUAGGGCAAUGUCUUAUUGUUAUGCGCCAUUAUCUUAAAAAGAACUUUUGCGACCUGCUGAGUUAUGGGAUAAGCCGAAGCGAAAUAGACUCUGCCUCCAUAGCAAGAUUUCUCCCGCCUGCUCUGCAGUACGCCUGUCGUUAUUGGGUUUACCAUCUCGCCCAAAGUUCAGUAUCAGCCGACACUGUUUACCAAGUGCUCAUCUUCCUGAAAGAACACUUCCUUCAUUGGCUGGAAUCGAUGAGCAUUUUAGGGUCAACCUCCGAAGCCGUGACUGCCGUGGAUAUAUUGCUCCGACUGACAAAGGAUAUAUCCAGUAACGAGAUACAUGUUUUCCUCUCUAGCCUUAUUUUCGCACCACGAAAAACGUUAAUCAGAGAGAGAUUUGAGAGAGAACUUCCUGGUUGGUUAUUCAGAGCUCCAAAAGUGGAAGAGUAUUGGAAUCCGGAAAUGCAAACGCUCGAGGGCCAUUCUGACUGGGUUGAUUCAGUCGCCUUCUCAGGCGAUGGCCAGCUUCUUGCGUCAGGCUCUAUUGAUAACACCAUCAAACUCUGGGAUCCCGCCACGGGCGCUCUUAAGCAUACCUUAAGCACUGACGGAUCUUUCGAUAUCCAAAUCUGCUAUGAAAGCUUCUCCUCAAAUCCCUCUGCAAGAGUGACAGAGGUAUCGCUGCAGGAAGGUCGGUGGGUUACUAUUCAGGGUCAAAGAGAGUUAUGGCUCCCUCCAAAUUAUCGACCUAGCUCUUCAGCAGUUAAAGAUGGUACUAUGGCACUCGGAUGCAUAUAUGGCAGAGUUACUAUGAUUACGCUUUCAAUAAUGUAA
Molecule: messenger RNA, 2244 nt
Organism: Aspergillus sclerotioniger CBS 115572
Lineage: Eukaryota; Fungi; Ascomycota; Eurotiomycetes; Eurotiales; Aspergillaceae
Product: WD40 repeat domain-containing protein
Exons: 13
Coding region: 1-2244 (747 amino acids)
Biological process (GO): negative regulation of transcription by RNA polymerase II
Cellular component (GO): transcription repressor complex; nucleus
Molecular function (GO): protein binding
Source: RefSeq, a predicted model, not a curated record